Molecule: messenger RNA, 2415 nt
Organism: Periconia digitata
Lineage: Eukaryota; Fungi; Ascomycota; Dothideomycetes; Pleosporales; Periconiaceae
Source: the annotation of a GenBank genome assembly
AUCAUAAUGGCCUCCACAAUUACCCGCAAAAGUCUGGAACUUCCAUCCGCCUCCUCGCGACAGGAUAUCGUGAGCGCUCUUUUGAGCGAAUAUGGCACCUUUGGAGAUGACGACGCUUCGAUAUACAGCUACAAUUAUUCACCCGCUUCGCCAGCCAGAGAUCUGUCGCCGCCACCGCCUCCACCCAAGACUCCCGAAAAACAAAGAAGCUAUAGUAAUGAUAAACCGCUACCCUAUGGAGGUCGGUUGAGCAUGCGUUUUCAGCUCCGAGUGGACGGACCGACCUCUCCGGAGUCUCCAAUCAACUCUCAGACGGACAGCCAACCAAGGCGUAUCAACUACAGGAGCAUCUCACGGGAUUCAAAGCCCCCUUCACUGACACUUGCAGUCAGCAACGGCUCCACGGCCAAAGUUCCAUCCACUCCCACCUUGACACCGGGGUCCUCAAGGUCUAUACCAUCUUCACAAUCUCCCCGAGUAGAAGAGAAAGAACUUCCCCCGCCUCCUCCAGAGAAGUCAAAACGCCGUACGCAACAGUUACCUUUGAACGGCCCAAAAUCUCCAGGACGUCCCGAGCGGAAAGACUCGCAGCAAUCACGAGAGAACAAAGAGACUACCCAGCAGUUGGCUGAGCCUGUGAAACGAAAGCCUCUUCCCCCAAAAUUUACAUCUUUGCUCGAUAUGAAGAACAUGCCCAGGGGAGGGAAGGGAGGUCCUCUUCCCAUGCCUCGGACACGAAAUCAGACUCCCAACACUGCUCAGCAAGACACUAGCCGCGAUCGUCCAAGCACAGCGGUCGAGGCAAAGACUUCGAAGCUCUUAUCAAGUCCCAUGGAAUCUUUGCCGGUAAAACCACACUCAGUAGCCGCUAUUACCAAUAGAUUGCCGCCUACGCCCGUGCAAGACGAGGACAUGGCAUCAAAGGUCUCUGCUCCACCUCUACCCCCGAAACAAGUCAAAAAGCCGUUCGCAGGCAUGGGCUUACCAUCAAAUCCACGGGGCGCCAAACAUGUCAAGGGCAAGAGUAGCACCGGUUUCGACUGGGUAAAAGAUUCGAAGACGGUACUUUCGCCAAAACCAGCAUUGGAACAAAUACCACAAUCACCUAGUCAUCCGCCCGAACAGCUUUCUGUUCCUGCCCCAGUCCCAUCUUUGUCGCCUGUACCCAACACCAUAACGCCUGGGCUCACACCACCACCGAGACAGAUGGAGCAGUCACAGCAAUUGUCGGACUCGGUAUCCUCAGUGAACGGUGAUGACGAUCGCCGACCAUUUAGCUUCGAAGGCCUUCCACCUCCUCCACCGCCAAAACAACAAGCAAAUCAGUCCGUAUCAACAACACAAAUCGUCACCGUUCCCGUUCCCCAAUCAACAACCGCUGUUUCCAAGCCAAUCUCACCAGCCCCAUCGAAUAGCCGUAAUCCACCUCCACAGAACGCUAUGAGAUCACCCUCUCCACCGCAACCCGCCUCGCGUCUCCCAAACGCCUUCGCAAACCUUCCCUCUCAACAGCAACAGCCGUUCUCUCCUCCUAUGUCAUCUGACUCAUCACGUUCUGUUCAACAGCAACAGCCAGCACCACGAGCUUUGGCAUCUGCCUUUUCGAGUCUUCCCUCCCAACAACGCAGUGAUUCUCCCGUCUCUCCACCCUCAGGCAGCCCGCUCCCCGAGUUCACAGCCCCGACCCCAAUCUCGCCCAUGCAAUCGCCAGAUGCCGCUCCCAUCAUCACCACCGCGGCCGACAAACCUACUUACAGCAACAACACCAACAACAAUACCACCACCAUCUCCAUGACCCACCCAGUCCUCAACCCCAACCCGACCGACACCGACCAAGCUCCCUUCACCCCACUGACCCACCAACCCCUCCAUACACGCGCCGCCCCCAUAACUGCCACACACCUCUCCUGCUACACCUCGCACGCACACUCCAUCUGGUCGAAGAACGAGUUCCAGCCCCAAGCAUGCAUGACAUGCACUUCUUCCCGCCCAUCGACCAGCUCCUCCAACCACACUUUCUCAUCCACUUCUUCCGCGUCCCGCGAGCGCAUGUGGGCGUGCACAUGGUGCUACCUGCGCAUAUGCGAGUCCUGCGCUGCAGAGCUCUACCGCAUCCCCGGGAAGAAUCUGCGUGUGCUUGUUGAGAGACGGAAAGCUGGGUUGGUGGGUGCUGGGGUUGUGGGGAAGGGGAAUAAUGGCGGCGUGAUGAGCAUGCUUGUUGAGCAGCAGGAGGAGGAAGAUACUGGGAAGAUUGGGGGGUUGGUCGGGCCCAAGAGACAUGAUAGCGGUGCUGGCGGUGGGAAUACCGCUGCUGCUGCUGCGAUGACGUCGAAUGCGGGUGCGGGUAAGGCGGGAUGGCAGGCGGAUGAGGAGAGGUAUGGGGGUGCUGGGUAUGAAAGCGAUGAUUUCUCAUGA